CUCCCCUGCGAGGAGCCGAGGGGUGUCGCUAUGCAAAUCAGAGGGCGGGGCUAUGCAAAUUUAGCUGUGCUCUCGCGGCGGGAAGCGGCGGCAGGGUCUCUUCUCACAACAUUCUCGUGCUUUCCCAAGAUGCAGGCAGAUUCACUCCUUCACAGUGGCUAUUUCCACCCUGUGCUGCGCUCGUGGCAGUGCACAGCCACCACCUUCAAUGCCUCCAACCUUAUCUACCCCAUCUUUGUCACUGACAGCCCUGAUGCGGUGGAGCCAAUUGCCAGCCUCCCAGGACAGGCCAGGUAUGGAGUCAACAAGCUGGAGGGGAUGCUACAGCCCCUUGUUGAGGAUGGUCUGAAGUGUGUGCUCAUUUUCGGGGUGCCCAGCAAGGUCCCCAAGGACGAGAGAGGCUCUGCUGCAGAUGCAGAAGACACACCGGCCAUCCAGGCCAUCAGGAAGAUCUGCUCCACGUUCCCACAGCUGCUCAUUGCCUGUGAUGUCUGCUUGUGUCCUUACACUUCCCAUGGGCACUGCGGCAUCCUGCGGGAAGAUGGCACCAUCCAGAAUGAGGCCAGUUGCCAGCGGCUAGCAGAAGUGGCACUGGCUUAUGCCCAAGCAGGCUGCCACAUCGUUGCCCCCUCGGAUAUGAUGGAUGGGCGCAUUGCAGCCAUAAAGAAGGCUCUGAUUUCCAACGACAUGGGCAACAAGGUCUCAGUGAUGAGCUACAGUGCCAAGUUUGCUUCAUGCUUCUACGGACCCUUCAGGGAUGCUGCACAAUCCAAACCUGCCUUUGGAGAUCGGCGCUGCUACCAGCUGCCCCCAGGCGCCCGCGGUCUGGCACUGCGAGCUGUGGACCGGGACGUGCGUGAGGGUGCAGACAUGCUGAUGGUGAAGCCUGGGAUGCCCUACCUGGACCUUGUGCGGGAUGUGAAGGAGCGGCACCCCACGCACCCCCUGGCCGUGUACCACGUCUCGGGAGAGUUCGCCAUGCUGUGGCACGGGGCGCAGGCGGGCGCCUUCAGCCUGAGGGCCGCGGUCAUGGAGGCCAUGUCCGCCUUCCGGCGUGCAGGGGCCGACGCCAUCAUCACGUACUUCGCGCCGCAGCUGCUGCGCUGGCUGAGGGAGGAGGCGGCGGCGGGGCGGGCCUGAGCCGGUGGGCGGG
Messenger RNA from Phasianus colchicus (ring-necked pheasant), 1153 nucleotides. It is a transcript of the gene ALAD, whose product is annotated as aminolevulinate dehydratase. Gene Ontology annotation, biological process: heme biosynthetic process. The record is from RefSeq and is a predicted model, not a curated record. Lineage: Eukaryota; Metazoa; Chordata; Aves; Galliformes; Phasianidae. Gene Ontology annotation, molecular function: zinc ion binding; porphobilinogen synthase activity. Gene Ontology annotation, cellular component: cytosol.